Molecule: messenger RNA, 7523 nt
Organism: Eublepharis macularius
Lineage: Eukaryota; Metazoa; Chordata; Lepidosauria; Squamata; Eublepharidae
Product: protein mono-ADP-ribosyltransferase PARP14-like
Exons: 17
Coding region: 34-5526 (1830 amino acids)
Biological process (GO): negative regulation of gene expression
Cellular component (GO): cytoplasm; nucleus
Molecular function (GO): NAD+ poly-ADP-ribosyltransferase activity; RNA binding; transcription corepressor activity
Source: RefSeq, a predicted model, not a curated record
UGGCCCUGCGCUCAGUUCCUGCGGUUCGGCGCCAUGGAAGGGGGACGAAAGCUGUGGCCCUUUGCCGUGCUGGUGCAGGGGGACUGGGGAGCUGCGGGCCCUCCCAAGAGCGUGACAAACAAACUUCAGCGCUACUUCCAGAGCAAGAAGAGGUCAGGCGGGGGCGAAUGCGAGCUGCAGCUGCUCUCCGGCCAGGUCUUAGUUUGCUUCGCUCGGGAGGAAGACAGGAAGGGAGUUCUAUCCCAAAAGAUCCAUGAGCUUGACUUGGCUGAAAAAGGAAAAUUGGUACUGACAGUUAUGCCACAAGAAACAGCUGAUGCUCCUAGAAAGAGUUUGUCCGGGGAGGAGAGAGUUCCUGAGCAGGCUUCUAAGAAAGAAGAUCAUCCUGGAGAGAGAGCAGGCCAAAAAGAUUUACAAAAAGAGCACCUGACAGCAGCAAGCACAUCAACUGGAAUAAAUACAUGCCAUGAUGAUGAUAUCCCCAACAACCUGCCAGCAUCUUCUCUUGUUGUUCUUGAAAAUGUCGAAGAAUCCAUCACGCAUGAAACAUUGACACUGCUAGUGGAAAAUAUUACUUGCUUCUCGGGAGAAAAUGACUUACAAAUUGAAUUGAUAAGGGAGAGAAAAGCUGCCGUGCUAACCUUUCAGAGAAAUAAUGAUGCUGCAACAUUUCUUCACAGAUGUGCCCAGAAUGCUAGGUUUAUAACAUUCAAAAUGACUUCCCGGUCUCUUGAAUUGACACAAAUGAUCAAAGUUGAAAAUAUACCUCCUGAGACUCACAAAGAGUUUAUAACUCUUUACUUUGAAAGUGCUAAGCGUGGAGGAGGAGAAGUGUGCAACAUUCAAAUGUUUCCUGAGGAGGAUUCUGCUAUCAUUACUUUUCGUGACCACCAAGCUGUGCAGACGGUAUUGAAAAAGCAACAUUGUUUUGAAAACCAACCAGUGUCGGUUUAUCCAUACUAUAGUUCUUUGGAUGCAGUUUUGUAUGGAAAGGAGAGGCCACAGAUAAAAAUGCCGGAGCCUGUCAGGGUCCCCUUAGAUCUCCAUAUCUGGCAGUUCAUACAGACACGGCCUAAACUGCUCCAAGAGAUAAAUAAGGAAAUGGCAAAGUGUUACUGUGAACUAAAAUGGCCCCAAGUGACAUGCCAGCAUCCAGAGAUCGUGAUACAUCCUUCAGACACCUUAUCAAAGCAAGCAAGAUCCAUGAUGAAAUUCAUCAAGCAUUGGAAAGAUGAGGUUUCAACAGAAUUUGCAUGCAUCAUGUCAAAGUUCAAGACUGCUGAAUGUAAAAUAAUCCCAGUGGCAUGGGACACCAUAAAGAAUACUUUGAUAAAGGGUGAUGUUUUGGGCAUUCCAGAUGUUAGCAAAGAAACUGUUACUCUGGCAGGUUUCGUCUUUGUUGUAGACAGUGUGGAGAAGAUGAUAAAAACUCAUGUAGAAAAUGUGACAAAAGAUGAGGAAAGAGCAAAACAAACUAUAGAGGAAACUGUUUCAGUUGCUCCUGGAAAGUAUGCUGUUUUGCAUGAUGUGUUACUAGAGGAGAAUGUCUAUAAAAAAAACCCUGAUUUAAAACUCUGUUAUGAUUCUUCAGCAAAGCUUCUGCGGCUACGUGGAAUAAAUACAGAAGUGUAUAAAAUGAAAAGUGCUAUGCUGGAGUGGUUGCAUAAAAUGGAAGAGAAACAAGUCAACAUCCACACUAGUAUUUUUCAGUUCCUUCAGCAUGCAAAUAGCAAAAAAGUGUCCAUGAAAAUAUUUGGUGCAAAUAAAAUUAAUGCUUCCUAUGAGCUUGCACCUGAUUCUGCUGUGUUGAUAGGAUAUUCUCCUGAAAUUCUCUGGAAAGCAGAGGAACAGAUGAAAAAAGACUUGGAUCACAGACAGAUUAUUUUGCAGGACCAAGGAAUCCUGAACAAAAGGGAGUGGAAAGAACUCACUAGAGAAUUACAGAGGAAGCACAAUUCUUCUGAAGAAGCCAUUAUAAUAGAUGACUGUCUUAUUCGGGGGCAAGAAGAAGGUAAAGUAACCAUAGCUGGCUAUACAAAAGCAGUAGCAGAUGUUUAUCAGGCGCUGUCUGAGUUUGUUGGAAGAAACACCCACAUGGCAAAGGAAAUCUCAGCCAAGUAUGUGGCUGUUGUGAAGUUUUUGGAGAAAGAAAAGGGUGAAGUUUGGGGAAGCUUGAGGAAGAAAGGUGUGAAAAUUGAGUUUGGCCCACAGGCUAAACGUAAGAGCAUUAUCCUGAAUGGGUCCAAAGCAGAGGUCCCAGAUGCAGUUGCUAAGGUUCAACAGUUGCUGUCUUCAGUGCAUUCUCUCAGUGUGGUAAUUGACAAACCGGGAGCGAAAUCAUUUUUCAAAAGCAGAGAACAUUACUACAUUACUGAAGCAAAACAACUCUUUGGUUGUUUGAUCAGACUGCAGGAAGAUGGAGAAGAUACUGCGGGCUCUCUUGCAAAGAUAGGGCACCCCCACUCUGAAAUAAAGUUAAAAGAUGGUGUUGUGAUAACAGUUCGCAAGGGUGACUUGACCCAUUAUCCAGUUGAUGUUGUGGUCAAUGCAUCAAAUGAAGACCUGAAGCAUAUUGGCGGUCUUGCAGAAGCUUUGUUAAGAGCAGCAGGCCCUGCAAUGCAAAGAGAAUGUGAUGAACUAGUGAGGAAGUACGGACGUUUAAAGCCUGGCCGUGCAGUUAUCUCAGGUGCUGGGGAUUUGCCCUGUAAACAGAUAAUUCAUGCCGUUGGGCCAAGGUGGAAGCAUGAAGAAAGAGACCAAUGUACACUACAGUUAAAGAAAGCUGUGAAGGAAAGUUUACAUCUGGCAGAAACAUACAAUCAUCGCUCCAUAGCCAUUCCUGCCAUUAGCUCUGGAAUCUUUGGGUUCCCAUUAAGAAAAUGCGCUCAUUCUAUUGUGACAGCCAUCAAAGAAAGCUUGGAAGAAUCUAGUGAGAGUGGAUGUGUGAAAAAGAUCUGCCUUGUGGAUGUGUCAGAUAAUACAAUUCAGGCUUUCAGUGAUGCCUUGAAUGAAGUGUUCAGAGACAGAUCACCCCAGCCCAAACCAGCAUCUCCUCCUCAAAAAAAGAAGCAGUUUGAAGCCGUCAGAGAAGAUGUUCAUGUGUUGGUUUCUGCUGAAGGCUUGAAACUCAUGCUUGUGGAAAAAGGCAUUGAAGAGGCUAUGACGGACAUUGUCGUGAGCAGUGUUGGUGGAGAUCUAAAGCUUGGUGUAGGUCCGCUUUCCAAAGCUCUGCUGAAAAGAGCUGGCUCACAGCUACAACUUGAAUUUGAUCAAGCAGUCCAAGGGCAAAGAGCUCAAGCAAUACAAGGACAACAGGCUCCGGCUGGCUGUGUGAUCCAAACUGGUGGUUACAACCUGACCUGUAAAUUUGUGCUGCAUGCUGUUGUUCCUUCAUGGAAUGGAGGGAAAGGAAAUGGAAUUAAGGUUCUUAGAGAUAUCGUGAAAGAAUGCCUGGAGAAAACCGAAGCACUGUCUUUAAGUUCUAUCUCAUUCCCAGCAAUUGGGACUGGAGGGUUUGGCUUUCCUAAAUCUGAAGUCGCAAAAUUAAUGUUUGAGGAGGUGCUUCAGUUCAGUAGCAGGAAGAAUUUGAGGUCCCUCCAGGAAGUUCAUUUUCUCUUACAUCCAAGUGAUGUAAACAACUUAAAGGCAUUUUAUGAAGUGUUUGAAUCCAGGAUUGGCAAAAGUCCCAAGAUUGUGCCACAAAAUGAUGGACAAAGUGCAGGUUUCUUUGGACCCAUUUCAACCCCAGUUUUGGGAAUUCAUGAAAUGCAGAUUGGAAUGAUUAAAUUUCAGGUCGCCACAGGAGAUAUAACAAAGGAAAAUAUAGAUGUUAUUGUAAAUAUAUCAAAUGCGAAUUUUAAUGCCAAAUCAGGUGUCUCCAAGGCCAUUUUGGAAGGUGCUGGACCUCAAGUGGAAGCAGCAUGUGCAUUAUUUGCUUCACAGACUAACAGUGGAUUUAUAACCACACAAGGUGGCAAUCUGAUCUGUAAGAACAUUAUCCACCUUAUCCCGGACUCUGAUAUCAAAGCUCAGGUCUCCAAAGUGCUCCAGGAGUGUGAACUGAGGAAGUACUCAUCUGUUGCUUUUCCUGCAAUUGGAACAGGUCAGGGUGGUAAGAGUCCAGAGGAUGCAGCUGAUGAAAUGAUUGGUGCAAUUGCUGACUUUGCAGGCAAAAAAUCAUCCCAGCACGUAAAACUUGUUAAAAUAGUCAUUUUCCAGCCGCAUAUGCAAAAUGCCUUUUAUGCCUGUAUGAAAAAGAAAGAAGGUUCUCCAUUACCUUCCUCAGAAUCUUUUUUUUCUAAAUUAAAAACAUAUGUAACCAGUAAAAUUCAGCCUGCUCCAAAGAAACGUUUGUUGGUUUUAGAAGAGAAGUUAGAGGAUGCGGUAUUUGAAAUUUGUGGAGAACACAAAAAAAAAGUAGAAGAUGCUGAGGCCUGGUUAAAACAAAUUAUUCUGCAGGAGCAAACAGAAAACCAUAUCUCUGAUAUGUUAAUUGAAAUGUUUGAUGAAGCAGAAAUUAAGAAACUGAAUGACCUGCAGAGAAGAUUACACAUUGCCAUUCAGCUGGAUAAAAAACAGUCUCCUCCUUCAGUUCUGGUGUCUGGCAUCCCCCGAGAUGUCCUGGAGGCCUCCAAGGAAAUUCAGAAGUUGAUCCAAAGAAUGAAUGAUGAUCGAGAAGAACAAUCUAAGGCAGAACUUGUUAAAAAUCUGGUUGAGUGGCAAUAUUCUCCAAAUGGGGAUCUGUUCAAACCUUUUGAUUUGCUAGAAAAUCUCCGUUUAGAAGAUGCUAAAAUUAAUAAUGCUGAGCAGGUGAACAUCAAAAUUCAUGGAAAGAGCUGCAAGGCAGACAUAAAGAAACUGUGUGCUACAGACAGCCGGGGGAAAAGCAUAAGCAUUAGACGAAUGGCAAAGGAGGAAGGUAAACUAUUACUAGGACUUCCUAAAACUUGGCAGGAUAUGAAUGGAGCACUCUUCAAAAGUGUUCCAUUGCAACCUUCAACACCAGAAUAUCAAGAUGUUGAAAAGAAAUUCCGAGCUACCUGUCAAACACAAAAAAUAGAAAAGAUUGAAAGGGUACAAAAUCCUUAUCUCUGGCAAUCCUACAAAGUCAAAAAGGAAGAAAUGGAUAAUAAGAAUGGCCAUGGAAACAAUGAAAGGGUUCUGUUCCAUGGGACUCCCAGUUCAACAAUAAUCCCGAUUAACCAGACUGGAUUUAAUCGCAGUUAUGCUGGAAAGAAUGCUGCAAUGAUUGGAAAUGGCACCUAUUUUGCUGUGGAUGCAAAAUAUUCUGCACAGGAUACAUAUUCAACACCAGAUGGCAAUGGCAGAAAAUUCAUGUACCUUGCUCGGGUCCUCACUGGAGAGUUUUGCAAUGGAAGACGAGGACAGAUUACUCCUCCGCCAAAAAAUCCUGGCGGGUUUGACCUGUACGACAGUGUAACGGAUAACUUGGCUAACCCAUCCAUGUUUGUCAUAUUUUAUGAUGCCCAGGCUUAUCCAGAAUAUCUGAUUACUUUCAGAAAUUAAGUUACUUUCGCUGGAAGAGCUUCCUGGUCCUUUCCUAGAAACUGAGUUGAAUGAAAAUAUCAUAAAAAAUAUUUUUAGUCUUACUAAUUGAACUUUUAUCCAGUUGAUUAAAUGUGCCUUUCAAAACAGAAACGCCUAAAUAAUUUUGACUGCCACUCUACAGAAAUUUGAUGAGAGAUUCAAGAAAGUAGUUCUUUGUUUCUUCUUCAUUCAAGCUAGAUGGGCACAACUGUUAACAUAAAAGUUGUGCUUUGUUUGGGGUAAGGAAUUAGAAUUAGGAGGUAUGUUCGGACGAACACCUCUAGAGUGGCUGCUGCUUUUGUGAUAAACCUGCUUUGGGGCAGAAUGAAUUCAAGUGAAGAAGAGCGAGGAAGGGGAUGUAAGGCAGGGAAAAGAGUACUUAAUUUCUUGCCUACUCGCUGCUUUUCCACUGCAGUUCCUCCGUCUCCGCACCAGCUCCCUUCGCAGGAUUCUAAAUCCUCCAAACCAUAUGCAAUGACCCCUUGGAAUGAAAAAGUGGGAGGAGUGAGUUACUGCAGAAAAAAUGGACGGUAAAACAGUUAAAUACUUGCCCUCCUGCACACCCUGAACAUCAGAAGCAACUUUUGCACUUGUGUGCUGUUUGCCUUGCUUGGCUGAGAAAGGCUCAGGAAAUACUAAAUUUCACGGUGUGCCUGUAGUCCUUGUCCAUUAUUAGAAUGCCACGUCCAUCUUGUACUCUUCUUUUUUGUGAGCCAUUUAUGUAUAUCUUGGCAUAGUAGCCCAUGGUUUUGUGAGGUGCUUAAUAAUGAGAAAAAGAAUAUAUUUCUGGAAUAAUUUUAGCAUUGGGGCCUUGUUCUUAAAAUGUAUCAGUCUCCAAAAGCAAAGCAUGUACCGAUAGCAGGAAAUCUUGCCGAGUCUCCUCCUCUUGUGUGCAUGCUUUUCUCAUGACUUACGAAGCAGUGGGGACCUGGGCAGGGGAAAACAGCAAUAGACUGUUCUGGGUAGAGUUGCCAACUGACCAAAGAAGGACACAAAAGCAGACUAGGCUGAGUUAACACCUGUUUGGGGUAGAGAAAUUAGCAGGUGAAGUGUUUCCCAGCAUGGAAAUAUAUAUUACCACCUGCAUGGCAGCGAAUAUCUGUGAAGAAGCAGGCAUUUUAGAAAACAGAGUUUUUUGUGGGCAGUUGGGAAGAGCAAAGGAGCAAGAGUCUGCUUUUGUGUUCACCCAUAUAAAACCGCAAGAGGUGCAGCCCUCCUCCGCCCACUAAGUAUUGAAACUGCUCCAAGAAUGUUAGAGGGAACUGCAGCAAAAGACAUAGGGGAAGUGCGGCUGCCUUUUCUCCACCCACUGUUUAUCUCCAGUUAUUUCUGUUCUCGCAUGGUGAUUUUUCUUGCUCCUUUCCCUUCCAACUGCUUCUGAACAUUAGUUUGUAAGGGUGGAGAAAAACAUCAGUCAGAGAAAAGGAGCUAGAAGUUCUGCCAUCUGUGUGAAAUGAAGGAAGAAAUGCGGAGUCUUGGAAUAAUGUUCAUCACAUAUGCUCAGAGCCCAGUAAAUAAAAUAAAUCAACAAAGCUUUGAGGAGAAGAAAUUACCCCCCCCCCCCUCUUCUACUGGGCUCUACUUUCUUCCCUCUUGCUCCGGGCACUAGCAAGUUGUUUUAGGUUGCUUGUGCUACCCAAACUAGCAGCCAAGAUCGUGUGAAAUUGUCUUAAGAGAUCCCAGCAUUUUAAAACUUGUUCAUUUAAAUGCAUUUUCUUCUUUUUACUUCGCAUUUUUUCUGCAAAUCUGGGGGGUAGCCCAGAAUUGCAGAAAUACAUACUUUUGCUUUGGGGUACCUCCCGUCCUUGCAGAUUAUUUUAUCUGUAUGAGAGGAACCCAUGGCUUCUUAAGUCCUAAAUCCAGUUUGAUUACUGCCACCCACAGGUACACAGUGAUGCAUCUAAUUUCCUGCCAGUUCAUCAAAAUGCCAUUUAAAUAACACCCCCCCCUAUAUUAUAUGACAUUGCCAUGGUUAU